Jaculus jaculus (lesser Egyptian jerboa) is the source of this 775-nucleotide messenger RNA. RefSeq names its product GrpE like 2, mitochondrial (gene Grpel2). NCBI's taxonomy places the organism in Eukaryota, Metazoa, Chordata, Mammalia, Rodentia, Dipodidae. Gene Ontology annotation, cellular component: PAM complex, Tim23 associated import motor. Bases 18 to 695 code for a protein of 225 amino acids. Gene Ontology annotation, biological process: protein folding; protein import into mitochondrial matrix. Gene Ontology annotation, molecular function: adenyl-nucleotide exchange factor activity; protein homodimerization activity; protein-folding chaperone binding. The transcript is spliced from 4 exons. The record is from RefSeq and is a predicted model, not a curated record.
CCUCUUCGGGCUGGGACAUGGCCGCGCGGUCGCUGUGGGCGGCCGGGCGGCGGGUGCCGCGUCUCCUGGUCUCCGGGCCCCCGGCGGAUGGCAGGGGAUGGCUGCACCCAUUCAGCACUGCAACCCAGAGAACUGCUGGGGAAGACUGCAGUUCUGAUGACCCUCCUGAUGAGCUUGGGCCCUCUCUUGCUGAACAAGCCUUAAGGCUAAAAGCUGUUAAACUGGAGAAGGAAGUCCAGGAUUUAACACUAAGAUGCCAGAGAGCUGUAGCUGAUUGUGAGAACAUACGGAGACGGACCCAGAGGUGUGUGGAAGACGCCAAGAGAUUUGGAAUCCAGAGCUUCUGCAAGGACUUGGUGGAGGUGGCAGACAUUUUGGAGAAGACAACUGCAUGUUUUUCUGAAGGAGCAGAGCCUGAGGACCAGAAGCUCACUCUGGAGAAAGUCUGCCAUGGGCUGUCACUUUUGGAAGCAAAGCUGAAAAGUGUGUUUGCCAAGCAUGGCCUGGAGAAGAUGGCACCCAUUGGUGAUAAAUACGACCCACAUGAGCAUGAGCUCAUCUGUCAUGUGCCAGCAGGUGUUGAGGUGCAGCCUGGCACUGUGGCAAUUGUAAGGCAAGAUGGCUACAAACUUCAUGGCCGUACCAUUAGACUUGCCCGGGUGGAAGUGGCCGUGGAGUCUCAGAGAAGGCUGUAAACAGGCCAUCAGGAACUGAGUGUUCUCCCAGAGUACAGUCACCUGUGUUCCUUUAUUUAUUAAACUAGGUUUGUAUUGUA